Messenger RNA from Oldenlandia corymbosa var. corymbosa, 768 nucleotides. NCBI's taxonomy places the organism in Eukaryota, Viridiplantae, Streptophyta, Magnoliopsida, Gentianales, Rubiaceae. The record is from the annotation of a GenBank genome assembly.
AUGGCGAAAGACAAUUUCGAGGAAGCCAUUGAAGGACUAAAGAAGCUUCUCAGUGAGAAAGACCAGCUGGGUGACGUGGCAGCUGCCAAAAUCAAGCAAUUGACGGCCGAGUUGGAAGCUAAGCCAGAUUUUGACCCGGUUGAUAGGAUCAAAACCGGGUUCGCCCAUUUCAAGAAAGAGAAUUACGAGAAGAACCCCGAGUUGUUUGGAGAACUGGCCAAAGGACAGAGUCCAAAGUUCCUGGUGUUUGCGUGCGUUGACUCCAGAGUUUGCCCGUCACACAUCCUUAACUUCCAACCAGGGGAGGCAUUUGUGGUCCGAAACAUUGCUAACAUGGUCCCUCCAUAUGACCGGAAAAAAUAUUCUGGUGCUGGUGCGGCCAUCGAAUAUGCAGUCAUACAUCUGAAGGUGGAGAACAUUUUGGUUAUUGGACAUAGCUGCUGUGGUGGUAUUAAAGGACUCAUGUCCAUCCCUGACGAUGGAACAACUUCCAGUGAUUUUAUUGAGGACUGGGUCAAAAUCUGCUUGCCUGCCAAGGCCAAGAUUCAAGCAGCAUGCAGUGGCAUGGAUAUCACUGAACAAUGCGCUAACUUGGAGAAGGAGGCAGUGAACUUGUCACUUGGGAACUUACUGACAUAUCCAUUCGUAAGAGAAGCAGUUUCCAAGAAAACGCUGUCGUUGAAGGGCGGACACUACGAUUUCGUCAAGGGAGCAUUUGAGCUCUGGGAUCUUGAUUUCAGCCUCUUUCCCUCUAUUACACUACAAUGA